Molecule: messenger RNA, 1542 nt
Organism: Ramularia collo-cygni
Lineage: Eukaryota; Fungi; Ascomycota; Dothideomycetes; Mycosphaerellales; Mycosphaerellaceae
Product: probable H+-transporting ATP synthase beta chain
Exons: 6
Coding region: 1-1542 (513 amino acids)
Biological process (GO): proton motive force-driven mitochondrial ATP synthesis; proton transmembrane transport
Molecular function (GO): ATP binding; ATP hydrolysis activity; proton-transporting ATP synthase activity, rotational mechanism
Source: RefSeq, a predicted model, not a curated record
AUGCUUAACCGAGGGAUCCGCGCUGCGCGACCGGCAGCUUUCCGCCGGCCUGCCAUCCAGCGUGCCCAGUUCCAGAAGACCUUUGCGCCCGCCAUUGCACAGCGCUUCGCCUCUACCGACGCUGCGAGGCAGGGCAAGAUUCACGCCGUCAUUGGUGCCAUUGUCGAUGUCAAGUUCCCUACCGACACACUUCCACCGAUUCUCAACGCCCUCGACGCGGAAAAUGGUGGUAACAAGCUGGUUUUGGAGGUCGCACAACAUCUUGGCGAAAACGUUGUGAGAUGCAUUGCCAUGGAUGGAACUGAGGGUCUCGUGCGCGGACAGCCAGCCGUCGAUUCUGGCAACCCAAUCAUGAUUCCCGUGGGCCCCGGUACCCUCGGCCGCAUCAUGAAUGUCACAGGAGACCCCAUCGACGAACGUGGACCCAUCAAGCACGAGAAGAAGCUUCCUAUUCACGCCGACCCGCCAGCCUUCGUUGACCAGUCCACCGCUGCUGAGGUGCUCGCUACCGGAAUCAAGGUCGUGGACCUGCUCGCCCCAUACGCCCGUGGUGGUAAGAUUGGUCUCUUCGGCGGUGCCGGUGUCGGAAAGACUGUCUUCAUUCAGGAGCUCAUCAACAACAUCGCAAAGGCCCACGGAGGUUUCUCCGUUUUCGCCGGUGUCGGUGAGCGUACCCGUGAGGGUAACGAUCUGUACCACGAAAUGCAAGAGACCGGUGUCAUCAACCUUGAGGGCGACUCCAAGGUCGCGCUCGUCUUCGGUCAGAUGAACGAGCCUCCAGGUGCCCGUGCCCGUGUCGCUCUUACUGGCCUAACUGUAGCUGAGUACUUCAGAGACGAAGAGGGCCAGGACGUGCUCCUUUUCAUUGACAACAUUUUCCGAUUCACCCAGGCCGGAUCCGAGGUGUCUGCCCUACUAGGACGUAUCCCAUCUGCCGUCGGGUACCAGCCAACCCUCGCCGUCGACAUGGGUGGUAUGCAGGAGAGAAUUACCACCACCAAGAAGGGAUCCAUCACCUCCGUCCAGGCCGUCUACGUGCCCGCUGACGAUUUGACUGAUCCUGCCCCUGCCACCACCUUUGCCCAUUUGGACGCCACCACUGUGCUCUCCCGWGGUAUCUCCGAGUUGGGUAUCUACCCAGCUGUCGACCCUCUCGAUUCUGCCUCCCGUAUGCUUGACGCCCGUAUCAUCGGACAGGACCACUACGACACCGCUCUGAAGGUCCAGCGUAUGCUUCAGGAGUACAAGUCGCUCCAGGACAUCAUCGCCAUUCUGGGUAUGGACGAACUUUCGGAAGCCGAUAAGCUCACCGUCGAGCGUGCGCGUAAGAUCCAGCGUUUCCUGUCUCAGCCAUUCACCGUCGCCACCGUCUUCACUGGUAUCGAGGGCAAGCUUGUUUCACUCAAGGACACCAUUGCAUCGUUCAAGUCCAUCAUGAACGKUGAGGGUGAUGACCUCCCCGAGGGUGCCUUCUACAUGGUUGGUGACUUUGCAGAUGCUCAGGAGAAGGGCAAGAAGAUUCUGGCAGACCUCGAGAAGUAG